AAAAUAGUAAUAAAAAUCCAGUUUUUUUUUGCGUUACACUUCUAAUUUACGUUAUAGUGUACGUAAACAGAGCGAACAUGAGAGCACCCGACUGCAGACGUCAAUAAUGCAGCGUAACGGAAUAAUCUCCCGAUCAAACUCCGCUUCCCGAAAGUUAUAAACUGCCUCCGGAACCCAGUUAAGGUACAAAAAUCUAUUCAACAAAAAUAGUGAUGCACGCAGUGAAGUCUUUUUUCGCUCAGCCGAGCCUUCUCUGUUGCUGUGUGGAGCAGCCUGUGUCAGUCACCUCUUUUACCCCCCACCCCCCCGACUCCUGAAUGUCACUCACUCACUCACUCAUGCGGGCAUGCACUGCGGUCUCAUGAGAAAACGCAGCUUUUUGAUAUAAAGUAUUCGUAAAAAACACGCUAUUUGUGCCUUUCCGAAUACCGUAUUCGGGUUCGGCUCCACCCCUAGUCUGGAGAGAGUCAUUUUGACCCUGUCGGACUUCGAUACUCUCUCCGGUCUUUGUCUGUGUUCCCGCCCUUUUGUAUCUCUUGUUAUUGGUUGUUUAUUAGUUCAUGCCCCACACCUGUUCCCCUUUGAUUUGUCCCUUUAUUUAAUGCCCCUGUGCUCUCUGUCUUGUGUCGGGUCAUUGCACUGUGUCGUGUGGGUGGGUUCUUGAAAUGUAGUUAGUCUAGUUUGUAGUGUUCCUAUGCGAUGUGUUAUUAGUUUAGUCUUGUCAGUUUAGUUAGUCUUGUUCUUGUUCCUCUGUUUUGUUAUGUUUACCCCCAUGUGGGUCUUUGUUUUGUAUUUUGUAUUUGUUAUUAAAUGUCAUGUUAACCCAGGGGUGUCCAAACUACGGCCCGCGGGCCAUCUGCGGCCCGUUGUCAAAAAAAUUAUACAGAUCUGGCCCGUUAUAGGGAAAAAUAAAUGAAAUUCACUAAAUAACCAUCGGGUGUCGCUAUCACAUGCAGCCAAGGCAGUUAGUACGUAAGAUGUACGUAUUGUAAUCGGGCUAAAAAACAACAAAUUAUUGUUGAUCACAUUUUGGUAAGUCAUGGCGCAACAAAGAAAACGGAAAAUCGAAAGUGAAUGCAGGAGAUUUCAAACACGUUGGGGAAAUGAAUAUUUCUUCACUGAGGUCAGCGGGAAAUGUGUCUGCUUAAUUUGCCAGGAGUCUGUUGGGGUGAUGAAGGAAUAUAAUGUUAAAAGACAUUAUGAAACAAAACAUCAGUCUUUCAAAUCUUACACUGGUGCCGAGCGCAAACAAAAGGUGAAACAACUGGAAGCUACCUUGUCAGCACAACAACAACAAUUUUUUCGUGGUAAUAAAGCACAGGAAAAUUCUACAUUAGCUAGUUAUGAGGUAGCUCACCUAAUAGCGCAGCACGGAAAACCCUUCACUGAUGGCGAAUUUGUAAAGGAGUGUCUAAUGAAAGUUGCCACUAUAAUUUGCCCAGAAAAGAUGCAAGAUUUUAAAAACAUCAGUCUUUCAAGGAACACAGUCGGACGGCGAAUUGAAGACUUGUCGGCAAAUCUAAAAGAACAAGUGACAGACAAAGUACCCACGUUUGAUUUUUACUCAAUUGCGUGCGAUGACAGCACUGACUCGACAGACACUGCACAGCUGUUAAUUUUUUUGCGAGGUGUGGACAGUGAUUUUUGCAUUACAGAAGAGCUUCUUGAUAUGAAGAGCCUUAAGAGUACAACAACUGGAAAAGAUAUUUUUGAAGCCGUAUCAUGUGCGAUUGAGAGCAUGAAUCUCCCUUGGGCCAAGCUCUGUGGCAUUACAACGGAUGGAGCGCCAUCCAUGAUCGGCAAGCGGAAAGGAAUGGCUUCCAUGGUAUGCAACAAAGUUCGCGAAAGUGGAGGUGAGGCUGUAAAAAUGCACUGUAUCAUACACCAGGAAGCGCUCUGUGCCAAAGCCAUCCAGAUGGACGAUGUGAUGACCACUGUGGUGAAAACUAUAAACUUGAUUCGUUCAAGAGCGCUCAACCACAGAGAAUUCCGGACAUUUUUGUCUGAUAUUGAUGCAGAAUACGGUGACGUAAUAUAUCACUCUAACGUGCGGUGGCUGAGUCGCGGCUCGGUUCUACAGAGAUUCUAUUCGCUGAGGUCUGAAAUUGACCAGUUUUUGAAAGAAAAAAACCUGACACUUGAUCAACUCAAUGACCCUGACUGGCUGGCAGACCUUGCUUUUUUAGUUGAUUUGACCAGUCACCUAAACGCACUAAAUAAAAGCCUGCAAGGCAAGGACCAGCUGAUAUCGGAAAUGUAUGCGCUCCUGAAAUCCUUUGCAAUGAAGCUAAGACUUUUUGAGAGACAAAUCAGUGACUGCAAUGCUGUGCACUUUCCUAGUUUGUCCGAAAUUAUCUCAAGUUUUUCAGACUCCAACAUCCUUGGAAAAAUGGAUUAAUAUUCGAUAGUGCUCACAUCUCUAAUCACAGAAUUUAAUCAGCAUUUUCAAGACUUUUCCGCUAUUGAUAACGACAUCAAACUGUUCUCAACCCCUUUAUCUGUUAACGUAGAAGAAGUGCAAGAGAAUGUGCAGCUGGAACUCAUUGAACUGCAGUGCGAUGAUUCUCUUCGCAGCCACCACCAGCUUCUUCCCGUGCCUGAGUUUUACAAGAGUUUGGAAACAUCCAGAUUCCCCUUAAUCAAACGUCAUGCACAAAGGAUGAUGAGCCUGUUUGGCUCCACAUACAUAUGUGAGCAAACAUUUUCGCUGAUGACGCUGAACAAGAGUCCACUGAGAGACAGUCUGACUGACAACCAUCUCUGUGACCUGCUUCGUAUCUCUACUACACGACUUACUACGGACUUGACAUCACUUCUGAAAUCCAAGGCACAACAUCACUGUUCACAUUAAUAAAGUUAAUGACAUGCGGCCCAAGACAACAGACAUUUUUUUGCACCUGGCCCCCAGCAGAAAAAGUUUGGACACCCCUGUUGUUAACCCCUUAACCGCUGUCUGCAACUGGGUCCUCUGUUCUUGUCUCACCACACCUGAGAUCUGUGACACAGACAUGAAAAAAAACAGUGCUCUCAAAUUUGCAAUCCUUAACUUGAAAUGACAAAAUAACUUUCUGGGGUGUAGCUUUGUUUCCAGGAGGGCACUUUUUUGCCUUGCCAUGAUUUCGGUACAUUUGACACCUAAAUAAUUGAAACUUCUCAAAAGUGCAAGGGCACUUUUAAAGCAGUGAUUAGCCACAUUCCUGUGUAAUUUUACAUGUGACGUGAAAACAUUUAAUAUUGUAGUCAAGAAACUGCAUGACUUGCAGUUGUAACUGUACAUCCUGGAAUAACUUGCCUGGUUACUUUAAAAAUGACCAAAUCCAGCCAAAUAAGCAAUUGGGAGACUAUAACACAAAAAGACACAUAUAACAAAAGCUCGCGCUGUUUAAAAAACUGGUCGCAAAAUGCGACCAUUUAGUAGCAGUCUGGAGCCCUGCCUUAGGGGCGCUGUAUUUAGUUGUUUGUUCAGCGAGUGUCGCUUCUGGUUGCAUUGUUAUAUUUUUUUCUCUAAUGUCUUCAGUUUUAUUUGUGAAGUAGUUCAUAAAUUCAUCACUGCUAUGCUGAUAUCCAGAAUCAGAAGUUGCUGACAAUUUAUUUUUUGUUAAUUUAGCCACUGUGUUAAAUAAAAACCUAGGGUUGUGCUGGUUUUGUUCUAUUAGUGAUGAAAAGUAGGCGGAUCUAGAGGUUUUUAGGACUUUCCUGUAUUUUCGAAUUCUAUCCUUCCAUGCUGUACGAAAUACCUCUAAUUUGGUUUUCUUAAAGAUGCACGCCAUUUUUUCAGGCCGCUUUCUUUAGAGCCUGAGUGUAUUCAUUAUACCACGUGUUGGGCUGCCAUCUUUAAUCUUCUUUAAGCGCAGAGGAGCAACUGUGUCUAGCAUUUCCGAGAAGGUGGAGUUAAAAUUUUCAGUGGUAAUUCAAGAUCUUCAGCGUUAUUACUCAUGCUAGGGAAUUGAGACAAUUCAGGCAGAUUAUCGAGAAACGGGGCCAGUACUAGUUCUGAACUUCAAAAGAAUUGUAUUGAAAAUUAGACUUCUAGGAAAUGCUAAAAGAGUUAUUGUAAAGUCCAGCGACACUUCCCCCUCUGCCUUUUAGAUGAUGUUUAUAAUAAUAAUAAUCUUGGAGGACAGACUCAUUUAAAGUAAUAUAAUCAUCUGGUUUUAGCCAUGUUUCUGUCAAACAGAGCAUGUCUAUUUUAUGAUCUGUUAUCAUAUCGUUAACAAAAAGUGCUUUAUUAGAGAGAGAUCUAAUAUAGCAAUCCGAGUCGUAACAGUUGAUUAUCUGUAUUUUGUUCAUGUUUAAUUUGUUUAACGUUUAUUAAAUUACUUUCAAGAGGUUUACGCAUUAUUGUAUGUUGGCUAAUCCGGGGGACAGACACAGUCUCUAUUUUGUAAUGUUUGGGAGAAGGGAUUAUUACAUGUUGUACAUUUUGUGUAUUCUGCGACGUGAGACGGCAAGCAGACAGUUGGUUAAGCCAUUCUGUCUGCUCCCUGACCUGGGCCCCAGAGAGUCAUUUAGCAUUAGCAUUAUUAAGACUUUUUGCCAUAUUUCUAGACAGGAUGGAAGCCCCAGCCCAGGAGGGAUGGAGACCAUCUCGUUUCAACAGGUCAGGUCUGCCCUCAAAACUCUUCCAGUUAUUUAUAAAAACUAUAUCAUUCUGCAGGCACCACUCAGACAACCAGCCAUUUAGUGAUGAUAAUCUGCUAUAAAUCUCAUCACCACGAUAAGCAGUGAGGGGGCCAGAGAAUAUUACAGUGUCUGACAUCGUGCUUGCGAGCUCAUACACCUCUUUAAUAUUAUCUUUUGUGAUCUCCGAUUGACGGAGUCGAACAUCAUUUGUGCCGACGUGAAUAACAAUCUUACUGAAUUUACGAUUAGCCUUAGCCAGCACAUUUAAAUUUGACUUGAUGUCAGGCGCUCUGGCUCCCGGUAAACAUUGGACUAUGGUGGCUGGUGCCUCUAUGUUAAAGUUCCGAACAAUAGAAUCACCGAUAACUAGGGAACUUUCAGCAGGUUUCUCAGUCGGUGCGUCACUGAGCAGGGCAAACCUGUUCAAGACUGUAAUCGGAACGGUUGAGUGAUGUUUUGUCCUGUGACUACGCCGUCUCAGUCACAAAGUUUCCCAGCUGUGGGGGGAUUUUCAACCGGAACCGAGCUGUGUGCGCUAAUGUUGCUCGCAUCCAAAGUGUUUUCUAUGGUCCUUACACUCUUACUAUCCUCAGAUAAAGAUUGGAUGCGAGACUCUAAUUCUAAGAUCUUCUCUGUCAGCCUAACUAUUUCCCUGCAUUUAUCGCAUAUAAAACCCUCGCAGCUGACAGAGAAGGCUAAGCUAAACAUAUGACAUGAGGUGCAAGUAACAAUAAUAGGAAUAGAAGCCAUAACUCACCGGGUUUGAAGUGCAAUUCCAACUUACCAAGGUUGCUCGAUGAAUCGUAGUAUACUUGCUUAAAAAGAGAAACAGUUAGCACACAAGACAAACCAGAGGCAAGAUGAUAUUCCACAAAAUAAACAGAAAGCAAGCUAACACGCUAUUGCUAUGCUAACGGCAUUAAGUUAACUAUCAAUUUUGGUUUAGAAUCUUCAAGUAAAUAACAAGAAACAGGGUUAUUGAGAUAUCAGGAUAAGUUAGCAACGACAAUGAUAAGUAACGAUAAUAAAAUACAUUAAUAUUAGAGCGAAGUGUAAGUGCAGGGAUACAAACAAACCGCGAGCAGCCAACUUUCAUUCAUCUGUUAGUACCUUAAUGACAGAUAAGACCCCACUCUGAUUUGGUUGCAGUUGAAACUGGACAAGUUUGAAACAGCAGUGAUCUGUAUGGAUUGCACUCGUCACAGUAAAAUAUUAGGUUUCACUUGGUGUGGAGUAGUUUGGUACUAUGCUGUGUAGGCUGUCAACUUUACGGUGGCUUUGUUAUUUUGCAUGAGAUUUAUUUGGUCUGAGUGAGAGCGUGAGAUAGAGAACCUGAAAGCGCCUGUCAAGUCCUGGUCUAUUUACAUACAAACUAUGUUGAUGUUCAUAUUUUCAAACAGUAUUUUUUACAUUUACGUAAAAGAAGACGCAAAUACCGAUUAGUGAUUGAUAUGAAAAUGUUGUUUUUGCACGUGCACAGCUAAUUCACGAGUCAGCCUGUCAUACUGUCGAACUGAAUACGCUGCUGCUGCUUCUCCCUGCCCCUAACUGAACAGAGGAAACACAGAGAUAUGUGAUCCAAAGCUGGGACAGCAAGACCACGCUCUCGGGGAGUCUUGGAUCAAUUGGUUAAAGUUAAUAUUGUAUUUUAACACAAACGGGAGUUUAUCUAUUGCCAAAUACAAGUAAUUUUACCUUGCUUGCCAUUGUGUGUUCAACAAUUCGACAGAAAACAAACUCGC
Molecule: messenger RNA, 6365 nt
Organism: Triplophysa rosa
Lineage: Eukaryota; Metazoa; Chordata; Actinopteri; Cypriniformes; Nemacheilidae
Product: general transcription factor II-I repeat domain-containing protein 2-like
Exons: 2
Coding region: 1040-2398 (452 amino acids)
Source: RefSeq, a predicted model, not a curated record